Molecule: messenger RNA, 888 nt
Organism: Nelumbo nucifera (sacred lotus)
Lineage: Eukaryota; Viridiplantae; Streptophyta; Magnoliopsida; Proteales; Nelumbonaceae
Biological process (GO): regulation of root meristem growth
Molecular function (GO): growth factor activity
Source: RefSeq, a predicted model, not a curated record
UAAACAAACAUACCAAGGAAGAGAAGGAUGGCGCUUACAAUGUUUACACGCUCAGUAGUAGGGCUUCUCCUCACUGUUCUUGCCCAAAGGGUCUCUGUUGCACAAAACCACCAAGCUAUGAGGACAGAGGUGGUCGUCGGUGCAAACGGGCUUGCAGAGAGUGAAUUGAGUAAAGUGUCUGUUGACAGGGAACUUUUUGAUGGGGUGCCUGCUGAGACUAACGCAAGAAGCAAUAGGCUUGGAGGAAGAAAAGUUGCAGCCGGUAGUGUCCUGAUGAUGGGAAAGGAAUCUUCAGAGGGAAAGAGUCCAAAGAUUUCAGGAGGAGAUGAGAAUGUUUAUUCAAAGAAGUCCAUUGGAACACUGCUGCCAAGGAAGAUGAGUGAUAAGAAUGACAGAAGCAUGCCAAAGCCAAAGCCAAAGGCAUUGAAUUCUGACAGCAAGGAAAUUCAAGGGAGUGGACCAAUUAAGCUCCCAUACUCUGCUACCUGCAGCCAAUUCAUGAGGCCCCAAGGCUCUGAUGCUAUUUCAACUUGUGACAGCUUGAAAUGUUCAUCAAGGUCUAGAAGAUUAUUAGGCAUUCUAGAAUUCCAUAAUCCGUUUGAGAAGAGUGAAAACCAACAACUUCUUGAGGCCACUAACGAGAUGGUGAAUUUGCUGCAUAAGGAUUACAGAGCAAGCCCUCGUCGAAAGCCGCCAAUCAACAACAAUGUGCCUUUGAAACCAUAGCUGGUAGCUUAGGUUUAAGUACAAUUUUGUCCCCCCUCCCCCAAAAUUAAAGGAAUUAGGAAGAGAGAAGGCCCUCCCUUUUGAUCCAAUUUUUGAAGCCAAACAUCCAUCAUAUAGGGUAGGGUAGGAAGGAAAUAGUAGAAAAACUGUAAAUUGACAUGC